CCUUCUCACACUUUCCUAUUUAAACGCAUUUUCUGCAUCAAGGAGAACACACCUUUCUGCGUGCCGCUCCGUACGGCACCAUGGCUUUCAUCCUUCUGCUCCUACUGGCUGCUCUGCUGCCACACCCGGGGAACUCCGCCAGAGUAAAAGUUGGUAUAAUAAACGGCACGGAGGCUAAACCACACUCCAGACCCUACAUGGUUUCUGUGCAAAAAGGUGGACAACACCACUGCGGUGGCUUUCUUGUGUCUGACCAGUAUGUGAUGUCAGCUGCCCACUGCUGGGAAGAAAACGAAAAAUUUACAGCAGUGCUGGGGGCUCAUGAUCUCUCCAACAGCAACGAAAAUGCAAUCAACAUGGCUGUGGAACCCAAGAUCCAUGAAAACUAUCAUCGAGAAAACUAUGACUGGGACAUCAUGUUUUGGAAGCUACCUGAAGCAGUGAAAAAGAGCAAGACUGUAAGCUGGAUCUCCAUUCCUGAAAGCAACGAGGAAAUCCCAGGAGAUACUGUCUGCAGUGUUGCUGGCUGGGGAAAAACAGGAAGCGAGACAUCUUCAAGUGUCCGUCUUCUGGAGACAGAAACCACGGUCAUGGACAGAACCAAAUGUGAACAAAUCUAUCUUCAACUUACCUCAAGGAUGAUGUGUGCAAUGCAUCCUGGAAAACCUUGCCAGGGAGACUCUGGGGGUCCUUUGGUGUGCAAUGAUAUUGCUGUGGGCAUUGUCUCUUUUGGCGAGAACCCAUGUGAAUCAUCCGAACUGCCAGAGUUUUAUGUCAAGAUUGGUGCAUAUCUUCCUUGGAUUAAGAAGAUUAUUGAAAAAGUUUACACUGAACCCACUCUCUUCUGCACCAUGCCUCUCAUCCCCCUGCUUCUACUGUCUUCUCUGCUGCCGUACCAAGGACACUCUGCCAGUGUCAGCGUUGGUAUAAUUAAUGGCACUGUGGUUAGACCACACUCAAGACCAUACAUGGUAUCUCUCCAGAACCAGGGGACACACAUUUGUGGUGGUUUCCUUGUGUCUGCCCGAUUCGUCAUGACGGCUGCUCACUGCUUGAGGGGAAAGCCUAUACUCACAGCAGUGCUGGGGGCUCAUGAUCUCUCAAACAGCAAACAUUCCAUCACCAUGGAAGUGGAGGAAUACCACCCCCAUCAAGAUUUCAGUGAGGACACUUUAGACUUUGAUAUCAUGCUUUUAAAGUUGCAUGGAACUGUUAAAGCGAGCAAGACUGUAAACUGGAUCUUCAUCCCCAAAAAUAAAGAGGACAUCCCGAACAACUCAGUCUGCAGUGUAGCUGGCUGGGGAAGAACAGAGAGCAGUAAAAAUGGUGAACAUCUUCUGGAGGCACAAACCAUCAUCCAAGACCGGAGCAGUUGUAACAACGCUUGGAAGAAAGUGCACCCUGUGUCUAUAACUUCUAGAAUGAUGUGUGCGGUUCACCCUGGAGGAUCUUGCAAGGGAGACUCUGGAGGUCCUUUGGUGUGUCAUAACAUUGCAGUGGGGAUUGUUUCCUUUGGCGAUGGGCAACAGUGUAAUUCACCCCGUGCUCCAAAUGUAUAUGCCAAAAUAUCUGCAUUUCUGCCCUGGAUCCAUUCUAUAGUUAAUGGUGCUUAGUCUGCAUUUAACCAAAAAGGGAAAAAAAACAUACUUAAUCUGAAUAAAAGUAUUUCUUAAGCAUA
Astyanax mexicanus (Mexican tetra) is the source of this 1678-nucleotide messenger RNA. Its product is annotated as transmembrane protease serine 9. Bases 81 to 1613 code for a protein of 510 amino acids. The record is from RefSeq and is a predicted model, not a curated record. Gene Ontology annotation, biological process: proteolysis. Gene Ontology annotation, molecular function: serine-type endopeptidase activity. The transcript has 11 exons. NCBI's taxonomy places the organism in Eukaryota, Metazoa, Chordata, Actinopteri, Characiformes, Acestrorhamphidae.